Molecule: messenger RNA, 4323 nt
Organism: Aspergillus novofumigatus IBT 16806
Lineage: Eukaryota; Fungi; Ascomycota; Eurotiomycetes; Eurotiales; Aspergillaceae
Product: putative SNF2 family helicase/ATPase
Exons: 2
Coding region: 499-3939 (1146 amino acids)
Cellular component (GO): cytoplasm
Molecular function (GO): ATP binding; ATP-dependent chromatin remodeler activity
Source: RefSeq, a predicted model, not a curated record
CACGGUUGCUGGGGCAAAAUCCCAAACAAAACGCUAUCGAUAAUAAUGUGGCAUGUUGGCACUAACGACACGGAUUUUUACCACAAACAGCUCCACAAGAAGAUCGAGCUUGUCAAAGGUCAAGCACGGGAAUGCUGAUUUCUACUCCAGUCUGAUUAUUCGAGGCCAGUACCAGGCUACUAUAGCUUGUCGAAUACAACUAGCAGCGACCACCGAACAUGAGCGCCUAGCCUGCUAUUACUCUCAAGUUGUCGGCUUCUCAAGGCAAGAUUGAAGAAUCCACUGUACAGGACAGAUGACACGCUACUGAAUCCGCUUCGAUCUGCAAUAUCAUACCUUGGCUUCACCUCCCUUUCUGCCCCUCUUCAACGCACUACCUGCUAAGGUUCCACCGCGAAAAUCAGUCAUCCGAGACUGACUCAACAAGACAUAACCGGAUGACAAUUGCCUCUUGCAUCUGACGAACUUCAGAGAGGCGUUCACAAUUACCGCGACGCAAUGGCUAAAGAAAGCGACGCGCCGCCGUCGUACCCGAUGACCCCUCGGCGGCCAAACGAGCACACCCAGCGUCCUUUCUCACAGCAACCUGAAUUUGGGAAACCUUCUCCUCUCGGCCCAUAUCAACGUCCAAACCCACCCCAUCAGCAACAGUCGAACCGUCCUUUCAAUAUCCCAAAGCCGAACCGGGCUCGACCUGAACAUCACAGACCUGCACCGCAGUCAAGACCAUACAAUGCUCCUCACCCUAGUGUGAACCAUCAGGGUCACAGACCAACUGGUGGCUCAAGUGGCCCUGUAGCAUCCACACCGAAGCGUAGCGAGCCGUUCGAUCCUUUCAAGCCUGUUCGACCUUCGGCCUAUAACAACCAUCGAAACUCGCGUCCGGUCAACAACGAUGUUGUGGAGAUUCGCCGUCCGGAGAAUGUCACCUUCACCACCCCGCGAGCUCCCAAGACUUUCUAUGCAUCUUCAGCCAUCAAAAUGGACAAAGCAUCCAAAAAUCUGAGCAACUUCGUUGAUCUUACCCGCGAGGGAGGGUUCACACCCAGCAAUAGGCCUCGCAAUACGGGGUUUGGGUCAAUGGACGUCAACGGCUAUGUUGAUCCUGUCAAAGCCAACGAAAACAUCAAAGCUCUGCUUGAAGGGGCUUUUACGGAUGACGAUGACAAGCAAGGAUCAAAGGCAAAGAACCGGAAGAAGAGUAGGAACCGGAAGAAGAAGGUGAAGGCCAAGGAACAACAGAAGCAGGGCACUUCUGAAAUUGACGACCUAGCCGCUCAACUUGAAGGAGUUACCGUCAACGAGUCAAGCGCUGCUACUGAGAAGAGUGAACUGGACGAGCUGAAGGCAGAAGACAACAUUGAUAAAGCAGACAACGGCGAAAUCAAGGACUCCGAGAAGUCAUCUGAAGAUGAAGCUGAAGACGAUGAGCAUGGCUGUGAAGAGGAUGAUGAGGAAGUAGAAGAGGAGGAAGACGAGGAAGAAGAUGAUGGGACAGUCGAAGGCUUGAAAGUUAAGCUACUCCCUCACCAAAGGGAAGGAGUGAAUUGGAUGUGUGACAAAGAGAGAGGGUCAGGCAACGCCAAAGGAGUGCUUCCCAAGGGUGGCAUACUCGCAGACGAUAUGGGUCUGGGAAAGACUGUUCAAACCAUCGCCCUGUUACUCACCAAUCAGAAAUCUUCGGACAAGUUCAAGGCCGGCGCCUCCAAAACGGAUGACAACAGCAGUGACGACCAAGACAAUGAGAAGGUGCGCAAGGUACCUCCUGGGCUAAGCAAGUCGACUCUUGUUGUUGCCCCAUUGGCAUUGAUUAAACAGUGGGAGGCAGAAAUAGCAACCAAGGUUGAGGACUCUCAUAAGCUACGUGUUUGUGUCUACCACGGAAAUACUCGCGCGAAAGCAACGGACAGCCUGGACACCUACGAUGUGGUGAUUACGACAUAUGGCACCUUAACCUCCGAGUAUGGAGCUGUCGAUAGGAACAAGAAGAAAUCGGGACUUUUCUCUGUUUAUUGGUACCGGAUAGUCCUAGACGAAGCGCAUACUAUCAAGAAUCGAAAUGCCAAGGCAACGCAGUCUGCCUGUGCGCUUGAUGCAGAAUAUAGAUGGUGUCUGUCGGGAACUCCAAUGCAGAACAACUUGGACGAGCUUCAGAGUUUGAUCAAAUUUCUGCGGAUCAAACCCUACAACGACCUAGCGGCUUGGAAGGAUCAGAUCACAAGGCCGUUGGCUAACGGACGUGGGGCCCUUGCGAUUGAGCGCCUACAGGUUUAUUUGAAGGCGUUCAUGAAGCGGCGCACUAAGGACGUUUUGAGGCUGAAUUCUAACCUCAAGCCCAGCGGAUCAGGUGCUGACGGGGAGCAGAAGAAGUCGACCGGCUUCCAGAUCACCAAACGAGAAGUCAUCAAGGUAGCUGCGGAGUUCAUGCCCGGUGAGAUGAACUUUUAUAAACGUCUCGAACAGCGAACGGAAAGUAGCCUCGAGAAGAUGAUGGGCGGCUCCAAAGUUGAUUACGCCGGUGCUUUGGUCUUACUACUACGUCUACGACAAUCAUGCAACCAUCCAGAUCUGGUCAAGAGCGAUCUUGCAAAGGACAAAGAUAUUCUUUUGCAGAACGGGACCUCUAAUAGCCAAUCUAUCUCUGGAAAGCAGGAUGAUCUCGAUAGUAUGGCUGAUCUCUUUGGAGCUCUGAGUGUCGUUUCGAAGAAAUGCGAUGUUUGCCAGACAGAGCUGAGCAAGGAAGAAGUAACGAGCAGUUCCAGCAGGUGUGGCGAGUGCGAGGCCGAUCUGAAGGCCACGCUUGGUGGUAUCAAUUCAGGCAAGAAGAAGAGCUCUCACAAGCCGAGAAUAGAGGUGGAUCUCACCGACUCACCAUCAAAUAAAUUCUCCGAAACGCAGAAGGCUCGAGCUCGGAGAAACAGGAAAAUUGUUAUUGACAGCGACGACGAGGACGAGGACGAUGGGGAGUGGAUCGUCCCGGAGGGCCAACGCAGUUUGCCUAAUCUUGGAAAAGCUGGUGGGACUGAUGACGAAGAUGCUGAGGGAGGUGGCGAAUGGCUGAGUUCCGAGGACUCUGAGACCGAUGAGGACGGUGGUCCUGAGUCCCCAACACGGAAGCCUGCCAUUGUUUCCAAUUCGAGAAGAAAUCAGGGUUCGGAGUCGGACACCGAUGAGGAUAUUUAUUUGAAUCCUGGUGACGAUGAGAGUCAAGUCCUGCCUUCCACCAAGAUCCGGCAUUUGAUGAAGAUCCUUAGACGUGAAGCCGGAGACUACAAGUUCAUUGUCUUCUCGGUCUUCACUUCGAUGCUUGACAAGAUCGAACCGUUCUUGAAGCGUGCUGGCAUUGGCUUUGCAAGAUACGACGGGAGCAUGCGAAACGACCUCCGAGAGGCCAGUCUAGAUAGAUUGAGGCACAACAGUGCAACUCGGGUGCUACUCUGCAGUUUGCGCGCCGGUGCCUUGGGACUCAACCUUACGGCUGCAAGUCGAGUCGUGAUCUUAGAACCAUUUUGGAAUCCUUUCGUUGAGGAACAGGCUAUCGAUCGAGUCCAUCGACUUAACCAGACGGUUGAUGUCAAGAUCUACAAGAUGAUUAUCAAAGACACUGUCGAAGAGCGGAUCCUGGAAUUGCAAGACCGCAAGCGCGAGUUGGCCAAUCUCACUAUUGAAGGCAAGAGCGCAGCAGGCAAGCUUACGAUGAACGAUAUGAUGGCUCUCUUUGGUCGCGAUGCCGAAGCACGCUUCUCGGGUGACCGGGGAAACAUCGACGUUAUCAAAUCGGGGGCAUCAUUGACAGAAUCCAGCGCCUCUAGUUCCAAGAAUAAUGGAAACGGAGGAAGCAGUCGGCCGUGGGGCCAGUCCAGUUCGCAAGACCGGAAUCGCCAGGCGGAGAAGCGGGCUCCUAGGGCUGAGGAUUCUGUAUAUGGACGACGCUGGUGAGUGAUGGCGUUACGUGCAUGACACAAUGAGAAAGCGUUGUUGAUUAGCAUCUGGGAGUUUCAAGUUUGGAUAAUUAGGGUCAUUCUAUGGAGAGGCAAGGCUAUGCGGAGAUGGGAUGCUAAAUGGCGUUCUUGAUAAAGGGGCAUUAUUUCGGGUCUUAUAUUGUUCGUUUGACGGGUGCACGUAUUAUUCAGGAAAGGACAGUUGAUCUUUGAUACUGGUUUGAAUGGUUUGAAUGGUAUGAGAAGUCAAGCCGUCGACGAGGUAGUGAUAGACAUGCAAGACGAUUCUCAAGGUUUAUAAGUUAUGACCUGUAUCAACCAGAUUUCCCUGACAGGUCGACACCAGAUACGGCAUGGAUCUAUCACAUCCACCCCCUCACAG